UCGCGCAACGGGAAGUAAAUAUGGAGUUCCCCUGUCCUGAAAUGACAAGUCGAGGUAUCAGGGAUCUAUAACUUCUAUUUCAGCGAUCGAAGUCUGAGCUUCCCCUCUUGAUGACAAUCUGACUUGAACUGGAAGCAGGACCCAACUGACCAGUUUGUGAACUCUUGCUAUGGGCCAGAGGAUGUCCUCUGUAAGCAGUACAAUCCUGGUAGAUCAGUACAGCACCAACCCAACCCAAGCUUUCGCCCGUAAACAGAGCCGCUUCCUGCCACCGCACGUUCAGGUGGUGGAGCCUACGCCCUUUGACACCCCGAAACCUGCGGGUCACACUCGCUUCGUCUGCGUGUCGGACACACACUCCAGGACAGAUGGCAUCCAGAUGCCAGACGGUGACGUCCUGCUGCACACGGGGGACUUCUCAAAUCUGGGCCUGCCGUCUGAGGUCAAGAAGUUCAGUGAGUGGCUAGAUAGUUUGCCUUAUGAGACCAAGGUCGUCAUCGCUGGGAACCACGAGCUGACCUUUGAUAAGGACCUGAUGGACAGGAUGGUGAAGCAGGAGUACUUACGUUUUCCCAAGCUGAGGGACGUGGACUACGAGAACAUCCAGUCUCUGCUCAAAAACUGCAUUUACCUCCAAGACUCUGAAACCACAGUCAAGGGAUUCAGGAUAUACGGCUCACCAUGGACACCGGAGUUUUACGACUGGGGCUUUAACCUGUCGCGUGGCCAGGCUCUGCUGGACAAGUGGAACGAGAUCCCUGAGGGCAUAGACAUACUCAUGACUCAUGGACCUCCUCUUGGUUUCGGGGACCUUAUGCCCAGGCAGAAGCAGCGGGCGGGCUGUGUGGAGCUGCUGAACACUGUGCAGAGGAGAGUUCGGCCCAAGCUGCACGCCUUCGGACACAUACACGAAGGAUAUAGUGUGAUGACAGAUGGCCACACCACGUUUGUCAACUCCUCCACCUGCACAGAGAUGUACAAGCCAACCAACCCACCUCUUGUCUUUGACCUUCCCAACCCAGAGAGACCUUCAGAGGCCCUGUCUCAGGAUGACACGAGUUAAAACUAAUGAAGACACGUGGAACUCGAGCUCAAAGUAUCAAUUUUGAUGCCUCCACUGUCAUGUUGAAAGUCUGCCAUGUUGAAAGCAUUGGGCACCAACAUUCCUGAAUCAAUUGAUGUUCCUAUUAUAGAGUAUCAACACACAAGAUUUCAAAUGAAUAUGUCCACCUGGUCAAAAGUUAAUGCACAAAAAAACCCUUAUUGUGAUUGGAUGCACACCCAGCUGGACAAUAGAAGAGCAGUAAUUCCACUCUGAUCCCUUCAGGUGGAGGCUUAAUAAUCAGAACACCUGUAAAGGAAAUACGUAAUGCUCCACAUGGGGACUACAUGAAAAAUAAACCUCUGAAUUCAGCUGUGCCAGCAGUCUAUAACAUGUGCCACUGGCAGUUAUUUGUCAUGCCAUACUGUAUAUCUUAACGGACAGUCUGACGCGCUAGUGUUCUCGGAAACAGAGGUGCUCAUCUCAGUUUGAAUUUUUAUUUCAUUUUUUAAUUUACUCAAUAUGGGCCUAGUCUUGGUGCUGCAUUUACUGUGUGAAAUUCACGGUUGGUGUGCAAAGGGCAUUAGUGCUGUGUUUACUAUUGUAGGGUUUUGUAAAAUGAUAUUGGACUGUUAUGCAUAGUGUAUUGCACACUUGUACCUGAUUUGUACGCAAAUUUCACUCACACCUCUCAUGCCAGCAUCUGCAUCAGAUAGAGCUGUGUUUCCCAAUAACUCAUAAGUAGAACUUAAACCUAUAUACAGUAUUUUACAAACAAUGU
Messenger RNA from Engraulis encrasicolus (European anchovy), 1823 nucleotides. Its product is annotated as metallophosphoesterase MPPED2-like. The record is from RefSeq and is a predicted model, not a curated record. NCBI's taxonomy places the organism in Eukaryota, Metazoa, Chordata, Actinopteri, Clupeiformes, Engraulidae. The transcript is spliced from 7 exons. The coding region runs from base 170 to 1063 and encodes 297 amino acids. Gene Ontology annotation, molecular function: hydrolase activity.